This is a messenger RNA of Pyricularia grisea, 138 nucleotides long. RefSeq lists its product as uncharacterized. NCBI's taxonomy places the organism in Eukaryota, Fungi, Ascomycota, Sordariomycetes, Magnaporthales, Pyriculariaceae. The transcript has a single exon. Bases 1 to 138 code for a protein of 45 amino acids. The record is from RefSeq and is a predicted model, not a curated record.
AUGCGAUAUAAUUGUCCUGUAUGGUCAGCCUUUGUAGCCGCCAAGCCGAAUGGGGAGGGGUUGGCCAGGCGAAAUGGCCGUCAGCACACAAACACAGCUACCCCUCCUUCCCUAUCUAAACCACCGGACAGUAAGUAG